UGUUUUCUAUUUGAAAUCGAUAGCUUUUGGCGGUGAAAUGGGAAAAUGAAGCCGCGGAGUCUCGUCUCACAAUCCCCGACGAGCCCGAAGCUAACCACCGGCUGCGAAACCCUCGACUCAUGUCUCCGCGGCGGAUUCCCCUGCGGUUCCCUAACAGAAAUCGCCGCGGAGAGCGGCUGCGGAAAAACACAGCUCUGCCUUCAGCUCUCCCUCCGCGCCCAGCUCCCGGUCUCAAUCGGCGGACUCGACGGCUCAUCUCUCUACCUCCACUCCGAGUUUCCCUUCCCUUUCCGCCGUCUCCACCAGCUCUCUCUCUUUCACCUAUCGAACCCUGGCAUCUACGCGGAUCACAGCGAUAACCCUUGCGAUCACGUCUUCGUGCAAAGCGUCCACUCCGUAGACCACCUGUUCGACGUAAUGCCUAGGAUAAACGCUUUUGCUGAGAACUCGAAAACGAGGCUUCCUCUGAAGCUGAUCGUGCUUGAUUCCGUAGCGGCGUUGUUCAGAUCGGAGUUUGAUAACACGCCGUCUGAUCUCAGGAAGAGAGCUUCUUGCUUUUUCAAGAUGUCAGGGAAGCUGAAGCAGCUGGCGAGUAGGUUUGGUUUGGCUGUUGUGGUUACGAAUCAGGUGACUGAUUUCGUUGAGUCUUCUUCCGAUGGGUUGAGUGGGCUGAGAGUUGGGAAUUUGAGGUGUUUGUAUUCGUCUGGGAGACGGGUUGUUCCUGCUUUGGGAUUGGCUUGGGCUAACUGUGUGAACUCUAGAGUUUUCAUCUCGAGAAGUGGUGUAUGCGAAGAGAGAAGGGGGGAUGGUGAGAGCGGUUCGAGUUUGGUGUCUGGAAGAGCUCGGAGACGGUUUGAUAUUGUUUUUUCACCUUAUUUGCCUGCUUCUUCUUGCGAGUUCGUGAUCACAGGGGAGGGGAUUUGUGGAGUUAGGUGAUACAUGGGUGCUAUGCGGGGUAGUUUUUAGUCGGAGCAUCAUGGGUUUUUGGAGUUUUGAGUGAUGUUUAUGUAGAUUUCUUUUUCUGAGGGAGAUGGGUUGCAAAAAGUCAGGUUCUUUCAUAUUUCUACUCUUGUGUAUAUGUGAUAUUUAAAAAUCUCAUUUUUUGCUUGUCUU
Molecule: messenger RNA, 1113 nt
Organism: Raphanus sativus (radish)
Lineage: Eukaryota; Viridiplantae; Streptophyta; Magnoliopsida; Brassicales; Brassicaceae
Product: DNA repair protein XRCC3 homolog
Biological process (GO): t-circle formation; double-strand break repair via synthesis-dependent strand annealing; telomere maintenance via recombination
Cellular component (GO): Rad51C-XRCC3 complex; replication fork
Molecular function (GO): ATP binding; four-way junction DNA binding; ATP-dependent DNA damage sensor activity
Source: RefSeq, a predicted model, not a curated record